Molecule: messenger RNA, 5667 nt
Organism: Alligator sinensis (Chinese alligator)
Lineage: Eukaryota; Metazoa; Chordata; Crocodylia; Alligatoridae
Gene: CARMIL3
Product: capping protein regulator and myosin 1 linker 3
Exons: 52
Coding region: 170-5386 (1738 amino acids)
Biological process (GO): regulation of Arp2/3 complex-mediated actin nucleation; cell migration
Cellular component (GO): plasma membrane; lamellipodium
Molecular function (GO): protein binding
Source: RefSeq, a predicted model, not a curated record
GGUUCUGAACCGGCCCCAGAUCCACCUCCUCGUCCGGGUCAAGGUGGAGGCCAAGCCCAAGAAGCUAGAGGACCGAGUGCUGGUCCUCACUGCCUGGCGCAUCUACCUGUUUGGGGUCAAGGUGCCUGCGAAGGUCGAGAGCUCCUUCAAUGUCUUGGAAAUUCGGACCAUGAACAAACUCACCCCCAGUCAAAUCCUGUUUGACACAGAGAAAUCCACCUACAACCUCACAUUCCCAACCCUGGACAGCGCUGACCACGUGACCCGCCAUGUGAACUCUGCCCUUGCCAAGAUCUUCCCCAGCUCUGCCUCGGGGUGCCUACGGACCCCUGAUACCCCCCGGGACACAUCCCCCAACUCAGAGAGCUCCACCUCCACCAGCCACAGUGUCUGCGGGGGCUUCUCAGAGACCUACGCCGCCCUGUGUGACUACAACGGGCUGUGCUGCCGUGAGGAGGUGCAGUGGGAUGUGGACACCAUCUACCAUGCUGAGGACACGCGGGAGUUCAACCUGCUCGACUUCAGCCACUUGGAAAACCGGGACCUGGCUCUAAUUGUGGCCGCACUGGCGUAUAACCAGUGGUUCACCCGGCUGAGCUGCAGGGACCUGCGCCUGGGCUCAGAGGUGGCUGAGCAGGUGCUGCACACGGUCAGCAAGUCCCAGCACCUGGAGGAGCUGGCACUGGACAAUGCAGGGUUAAAAACGGACUUUGCUCUGAAGCUGGCAGCUGCGCUGGGCGACAACCCUGGCUCGGCCCUGCGUGGCCUUGACCUCUCCCGCAACCCUGUCGACGACAAAGGUCUCGGGGCACUGAGUCAGCAGUUCCUGUGCCUGCCUAAGGGGCUGCAGCUGCUCGGCCUGGCCCGGACAGGGGUCACACCCCGAGGCCUGACUGCCCUGUGCCAGCCCCUUGGGGCCAACCCGGCCUUCAGCAGCUCUUUGCAGCACCUUGACCUGAGCAAGAACCCGGGGCUGCUGGCAGGGCCGGAGGCCCAUGGUUUAUUCUCCUUCCUGGCUCAGCCCAAUGGUCUCAUUCACCUCGACCUGUCGGGCACCGACUGCGCGGUUGAUGUGCUCUUUGGGGCCCUUCUCCAUGGCUGCUGCCCCCGGCUCAACUACCUCAACCUGGCUCGGAACAGCUUCUCCCACCGGAAAGCCAAGGAGAUGGUGAUGCCGCUGCGGCAGUUCUUCUCCAGCGCCUUCGCCCUCAAUUACGUCAGCCUGGCCAGCGUGCGCCUGCCCCUGGAGGCAUUGCGCUCCCUGCUCCAAGGGCUGGCAGCCAACACCCACCUGUGUGACAUCCACCUGGACCUCAGUGGCUGUGAGCUGCGGGCACCAGGGGCACAGGCCCUGCAGGAGCUGCUGGGGGGCAUCGGCGCUGUGGGCAGCCUCGACCUCUCUGACAAUGGCUUUGAUGGAGACCUGCUGACUCUGGUGCCAGCCCUGGGCAGGAACAAGGCCAUCAAGCAUCUCUGGCUGGGCAAGAACUUUAAUGUCAAGGCCCGGAUGCUGGAGGAGAUCCUUCAUAAGAUUGUGCAGAUGAUACAAGAAGAGGAUUGUUCCCUACAGUCCCUCUCAGUGGCUGAUUCCCGGCUGAAGUCCUGCACAACCAUCCUCAUCAAUGCCUUGGGCAGUAACACAUGCCUGCGCAAGGUGGAUCUGAGUGGGAACAGCAUGGAAGACCUGGGUGCCAAGAUGCUCUCCAAGGCCCUGCAGAUCAACAGCACCCUGCGGAGCAUUGCCUGGGACCGGAACAACACUACAGCCCUGGGUUUCCACGACAUCGCUCGUGCCCUGGAGAACAACUAUACCCUGAAGUUCAUGUCCUUCCCCCUGAGUGACAUCACGGCUGCCUACCGCAACACCCCCGAGAGGACGGAUGAAGUGUGGCAGAAGAUCCAGUGGUGUCUUCUCCGAAACGGGCACUGCCAGAAGUUCUCACAGGAGCAGGCCUUUCGGCUACAGCAGGGAAUCGUUACCAGCAGCGCCGAGCAACAGAUGCUGAGCCGGCUGUGUGUGCGGGUGCAGGAGGAGGCACGGGCUCUGCGGGGCUGCCCAGCCCAGGCCAUCCAGGAUGAGGUGCAGCAGGCCCGGGAGCUCGUCAAGGAAGCCAAGAACUCGCGGGCGCUUUUCCCCAGUCUCUACGAGCUGGGGCACAUCCUGGCCAGUGAUGGGCCAGUCCGGCAUCGUCUUGAGGCUGUGGCCAAUGAAGUGGCCAAGGCCGUGGACAAGGAGCUGCAGGUGAUCCUGGAGUCCAUGGUGACGCUGACACAGGAGCUGUGUCCCCGAGCUGUGCGGGCAGCUGAGGGCCACAACAAGAUGUUGGGGGCAGUAUCAGAGCGGGUCACUGUCCCCCGCAACUUUGUCCGGGGAGCCCUGCUGGAGCAGGCUGGGCAGGACAUCCAGAACAAGCUCAAUGAGGUUAAGCUGUCGGUGGUGACCUACCUCACCAACUCAGUGGUGGAGGAGAUUCUCCAGGAGCUCUAUAGUGUCCACAAGAGCCUGGCCCAGCACUUGGCUUACCUCCGACAGCUCUCCGCAGAGCAGGACAGCUCUGGGGGGGACCUCCAAGACCAGCUUCCCCGGAGCCGGCUCCGAGACCAGGAGGAGACCACAGAUGACGAGAUGGGGACUGCCAUUGACACCAUCGCCAUCAAGAGGCAGAAGCAUUGCAGGAAAAUCCGACCUGCCUCAGCCUUCAUCAGCAGCACAGACCCAGAAGCCGAGACCCCUGCACCCUCGGGCCCCGACUCGCCACCAGGUCGGCCCUCGUCCUCGGCCAGCAGCACCCAGGCCCGCAGUACCUCCUUUGAGGUCCUGGCAGACCUCCCCACUGAGGGCACCCGGCUGGAGCAUCGCACCCGGGGGCGCCCGGGGCCCCCCCGCAGUGCCCCCCCAGCCCCCCGGCACAACCACGCUCGGACACCUGGGCCCCUGGAGCCCCAGCAGCAGGAGAACGGGGCGGCGCCACGGCUGGAUGAGGGCCUAGAGGAGUUCUUCGGCAGGCGGGUCCUGGUGGACAACGCCAGCUUCCCCCGGCCCCCACGGGGCUGUGGGCUUCGACCAGGCCCCUCCGACCCCCUGCCCCCUGUGCACAAGAAGAGGAGGAAAGGCUUCUUCCAUUUCCGCCGGCACCGGAGCCUCAAAGGGGAACGAGAUGUCGAGGAACCGCCCCCACCCAGCCCACCUGGCCCCCUGCUUAUGGGCCCCAGGGACCCCCAGGCCCCAGCUGGCCUGGAGGAGGAAGGGCUGGAGGCCUGGGGGCUGGGCAUGCCCCUGCCAGGCAUGGGGAGUGGGCCAGUGAAAGGGCUGCCCCAGCGGGGGAGGCAGGGAAGGGGCGGGGCCAGGGGGGCACUGGGGGCUAAGGGGUGGGGCUUGACAGCUGCAUCUCCACAGGGUCUCCAUGGUGACCGGGCACCUGUCCCUGAGAGGGUGGAGCCACUGCAGCCCCUCCGCGUGCAGGGCAUUGCGCUGCCUGGGAUGGGGCGGAGCAAGGGGUGGAGCCUGGAUGGGAAGAGAGAGGGGGCAGAGCUGGAGCGCGGGGGCAGCCUGCGGGAGCGCCGCCGCUUGUCGGAUGACUCAGGGCAAGGCGGCUGGAAGCCCACCCUACCACCACAGAGCUCCAAGCCCAGCUUUGCUGCCAUGCGCCGAGCCGAGGCCAGCUGGGACAUCGCGGAGGAGAGCGUCUUCCGGGACAGCGAGCAGACAGACGUGCUCCCUCUGGUCACGGUGAAGAGCGAGGAGUGGGUCAUGGACUCUGCCCUGGGCUCUGAGAGGACCCCACAGCUUGCCCCAGCAAAGAAGCCAGUGGCUGGGCCCCAGAGCUGGACCCCCCCUAGCCAGCCCGGACGGAGCCGCAGCAGUGAGGAGGGGGGGGCGAGCGGCGAGACCCCUGAGGACCCGCAGGCACCCCUCCCUGGUACGUGCCCCCGCCUGGAGGAACCGGACCCAGAAGGGGAACCUGAGGGGGGCCGCCGGGCCGCCCCCACCAAGCCCAAGAGGACACGCCGGGCGCAGUCAUGUGACAAGCUGGAGUCUGACCGGGAUCUGGGCCUGGGAGGCACCAUGACAGAUCCCAUCCAGUCCCAGCCAGUGGCACUGGGCGCCUCCCGGGUCGAGCUCCGUGUGUCCUGCCAGAACCUGCUGGACCCAGACGCUGAGGCCAAGCCAGAUGCCUUUGUGGUGCUGAAGAUGCUCACUGAGGGGCAGUGGGUUGAGGUGGAGCGCACAGAGGUGCUGGCCUCCAGUCUGGACCCCAUCUUUGCUCAUGUCUUCUCCUUGGACUACUUCUUUGAGGAGAUGCAGGCCCUGCUCUUUGAGGUCAUCAAUGAGGCUGAGUCCCAAGACAGCGGCCCCUUGGGGGUGGCUGAGUGCACCCUUGGUCAGAUAGUCUCCCAGAGGAACGUCACCCUGCCGCUGCUGCUGGACACGGGCGAGGCCGCUGGGGAAGCCUCCAUUGUGAUCGAGGUCGAAGAGGUCUCCAGCACCAAUGAGCUUGUGCGGCUGGAAUUCCGGGCUCUGAAGCUGGACAACAAGGACCUCUUCAGCAAAUCAGACCCUUUCCUGGAGAUCUACAAGGUGAACAGCAAUGAAUCGGAGGAGCUAGUGAAGAGGACAGAGGUGGUUUAUAACAACCUGAACCCCAGCUGGGAGCCCUUCCGCGUGUCCCUCCACUCCCUGUGUGGCUGCGACCCCGACAGGACCAUCAAGUGCAUGGUGUAUGACCACAACUCCAGUGGGAAGCACGACUACAUUGGGGAGUUCACCACCAGCUUCCGGGAGAUGCAGGAGGUGGCCGACGGCAAUGAGGUGCAGUGGGAAUGCAUCAACCCCAAGUACCGGGACAAGAAGAAGAACUACAAGAACUCCGGCCUCGUGGUGCUGGCCCAGUGCAAGCGGGAGAAGGUGCACACCUUCCUGGAGUACAUCAUGGGUGGCCUCCAGAUCUACUUCACGGUGGCUAUCGACUUCACAGCCUCCAACGGGGACCCACGGAGUGAGCACUCACUGCACUUCAUCAACCCGCGGGAGCCCAACGAGUACCUGAAGGCACUGUCGGCUGUGGGCCAGAUCUGCCAGGACUAUGACAGUGACAAGAAGUUCCCGGCAUUCGGUUUUGGGGCACGGAUCCCACCGGACUAUGAGGUCUCCCAUGAUUUUCCCAUCAACUUUGACCCUGAGAACCCUGAGUGCGACCGAACCCUGGAGUCCGGGCAGGGCCGCGCCGCUCGCGACAUCGUCCAGUUCGUGCCCUUCCGCGAUUUUAAGAAGAUGCCCCCGUCGGCCCUGGCCCGCUGUGUCCUGGCCGCCAUCCCACGUCAGGUGGUGGAGUACUAUGGCAGCCGUGGCAUUGCCCCUGGGCCCCGCCGGCCCCGCCCCCAGUGAAGUGGCUCCACCCCCAUCCUGGUGCCGCCGCCACCGACCUGCUGAGAUCCACACGCCCCACCCCUGCCUGGGGGGAGGGGCCCCCACCCCAGGGACCCCCCGACGCAGGCGAAGGGGGGCAGUGCCCAGCCCCCGACUGCUCCCACAGGGGGGCGACCCCCUGGGAAUCCCUCCACAGCACACCCGCACACCCCUCCCUGACCUUUGACCCUGACUCCAGCCUCCCUCCCCUGCACUUAUAUCUGUCCCCAAAGGGGAUCUCUCCUGAAUCCUGGCUCCUG